AAUGUCACCGCAUUCUACUCUAAUUCGAGUCUCUCUGCCUUCCUCAUGAAAUCUGAACCAGACCCAGUUGACAGGGGCAUCCGGUCGAGUGAACAUAGAAAGCCCGAUUUAUCUCUUUUCUUGGGCAAAAAUGUAUCAUCCUUGAGUCGGACAUUCGGGACGCCCACACUCGAUGCCUCGACGGUCGAAUCUGCCAACAAUGCGUAUACCGAAACUAGCAUGCAGAAUGACUCCCCAAACCCCAAUACUACAAUAAGCGUUACAAACAGUUUGUUUCCUCACACAAGCUGUUUAGAAGAUGCUCUUCAGCCUAGCUCUGGCCAGCCUGGGAUCAACUCACCCAAUUUUCUUGCUUCGUCCAGCUCACCGCCUGAUCUCCCACUGAUCUCCACCUCUCUCAUAAGCUCUGUUGACACUAGGCCUCAAGCCUUCUCGGCUACAGCUACAGCUUCCUCAGUCUCGACUUCUUGCCAGACCACACAGACAGUCUUUCAGCCAUCCGGGCUAAGGCGAGAUCAUGGCACUACGGAUUUUGUCAUGUAUCCAGAUAAAAUCUGUCAGAUUGGGCCAACAGAGGCCAAAAAGUCAAUAAAAAAGUCGGCUGAGACGGCCUGGUUACGCCAGCCGAGUGCUUCGAACCAUCGUGUCGACCCGGGCUUAGCCUUCCAUGCGCCAUGCUUGAUGACCGACGAGGCAUGUAACAGAGAACCAACUGCUUUUGAUAGGAACCGUUUGGAAACCUCGAACUCAACUGGAAAUAAUCCCGUUGCUACCUUGCUUCUAUCCGACCAAGCUGAUAGUCUCUCACUUCGUCACAGGAGCAGCAGGCAGCUUGAACUCGUAAGUCUUGUGGUUUGCCGAGAAUAA
Messenger RNA from Protopolystoma xenopodis, 867 nucleotides. NCBI's taxonomy places the organism in Eukaryota, Metazoa, Platyhelminthes, Monogenea, Polystomatidea, Polystomatidae. The record is from the annotation of a GenBank genome assembly.